AUGAAAAAGUUUAAAGAGACGCAAGAGUCGGCUAGGAAGGAUGUGGAGCGAACAUUUGGUGUACUUAAGAGACGUUGGCAAGUACUAACAGCCGGGGCAAUGUCAUAUGAGGUGAAAAUGUUACAACAUGUAAUGUAUGCAUGUAUCAUAUUGCAUAAUAUGAUUCUUGAAGAUGAAGGAAGAGCAAUAUGCCAGUACAACGAAAAUGAAGUUUUGCCAAAUGUCGAGAGAGUAGUCAUUGGUACACAAGAGUAUAGGGUGAAUAGAAGAGAAGUACACAAUCAUGACAUUCAUCACGCCCUUCAUGCUGAUUUGGUGGAGCACAUUUUUGGGGCUCAUAUUCAGCCCCCGUUAGAGUUUUCUCACGAUGAUUUGUUUGACGAAUCAGACGAGGAUUCUGAUAUGUUCGUCGAUAGUGAAGAUUCCAACGACGAGAGUGAUGCUGGGGAGAAUGAUGAAGACGAUCAAGGCGAUGACGAAGACGAUGAUUCCGAGUGGCGUAUUUUGGUUUAA
Molecule: messenger RNA, 513 nt
Organism: Lactuca saligna
Lineage: Eukaryota; Viridiplantae; Streptophyta; Magnoliopsida; Asterales; Asteraceae
Source: the annotation of a GenBank genome assembly